This is a messenger RNA of Caenorhabditis angaria, 1627 nucleotides long. NCBI's taxonomy places the organism in Eukaryota, Metazoa, Nematoda, Chromadorea, Rhabditida, Rhabditidae. The record is from the annotation of a GenBank genome assembly.
AUGCGAAGAUCGAAAGCGAAGAAUGAGGUGAGCUAGUGAUUUCUUGAUUAGAAUAAAAAAUAAAAAAAAAAAUUUUAUUUUCAGUAUCUUUCGGGUUUGGCUGAAUUGACUGAAUUAUAUGAAAAAGAUGAAGAUUUGAUGGAAGGAAAAGUGAAACCAUUUGAAGUUGAACAAUCAGUUGAUAGAUUAUUGGCGAAACUAUCAAUUGCAUUGAAUUUGGCAUUACUUUUUACCAAUUUAUUGGCAUCGAUUAUGUCUGGAAGUUUAUCGAUUGUUAGUACUUUUGUUGAUUCUUUGAUGGAUGUUAGUACUGGAGUGAUAAUUGGAAUAUGUCUUCGGAUGAUUGAGAAAACUGAUAGGUUUCAUUAUCCGAGAGGAAGAGCGAGACUUGAAUUAUUGGGUGUGAUUGUUUGCUCGAUUUUGAUGGGAAUUGCGAACUCGAUUUUGGUUUUGGAAUCGGUUAGAUCGAUUCUUGCUGGAACAGUGAGUUGGAAAUUUUUGAUUUUUUGGGAAUUCACUGAAUUAUUGCAAAUUUCAAGAUUCCGAAAAAUAAUUUUUGAUGGAAGCUCUAAAUUUCCCAAGGCAACUUCACACGACCAUACAAGGCGCCCGUUGAGUCAGACGCGAGACGACGAGAGUAUUUUGCAAAAAUAUCUCGAAAAUGAAUUUCGCUUCGAGAUAUUUUCAAUGAAACAUGUGUUCCUUGAAACAAAAUACGGUAUUUUUUCAAAGGGACACAUAUUUUCUCAAAAAUAUCUCGAAGCGAUCUGUCUUUCUCUGUCUUAGAUGACGUCAUCAGACUCCCGUCGUCUCUCGUCUGACCCGAGGGGCAAUUUUCUAUUGGAGUAAAUGGUCGUGUUCAGAAAAAAAAACAUUUUUUCAAAGAAAAAAUUGACCUUUCUGGAUUUCUAAGAGCUUCAAUUUGAAACCCCACAAGCCUAACCUAAGCCUAGACUUAAGAGGUAUCAAACUAAAGCCCUUAACAUGAGCAAUCCCGCCUCAAAACUUUUCUCAAUUUCCCCCGCUCAGAUGAACCCGGUCAUGGAUAUUUACACAUUGGGAAUAAUGCUCGGAGGAUCUGGAGUUAAGCUAAUUCUCUGCCUUGUUUGCUACAAACGUGGCUCAAAUUCCUCAAAAGUUUUAGCAAUGGAUAUGCGAAAUGAUAUCGCCACCUCAAUUACUGCGAUUGUUUGUGCAACUCUUGGACAUCGAGUUUGGCCGUAUGCAGAUCCAGUUGGAGCGAUUAUUGUGUGGUAAUUAAUUUUUGAAUUCAAAUUUUUUUUUUAGAAAAACAUGUUUUUUCAGCGGUGUGAUUGCUUUCGGAUGGUACAGUCAUGCUUUUGAAAGUGUUCCUCAAUUAGUUGGCCGUCGUGCUGAAUCUGUGCAUCUUUCUCGACUUCUCAAAAUUGUCAUUGAACAUGAUGAUCGAAUCAAGAAAAUCGAUCAUGUUAUUUUAUAUCAUACAACUCAAGAAGCAAUCGCUGAAGUUCAUAUUGUUAUGGAUGAAAAUCUGCCGUUAAAAAUCACUCAUGAUAUUGCGGCGAGCCUCGAGAAAAAAUUGAAAAUGUUGGAAUUUGUUGAAACUUGUUUUGUGCAUUGUGAUUAUGAAUUAGAUGGAGAUGAUUGA